CUGUAGGAGACCCGAUGCUCCAGACGAUGGUUGCGGGCUAAACCCAUGCCUUGGGUUGUCUCGCUCCAGCCACAUUGCUCUGUGGAGGAUUCUGUCGACUUGGCCGGCGAUUUUGAAUUCUUGCUGCCGUCAUCGUCUGCGCAUGUUACGAUUAUUACUGUUGGAGGCUCGCGGGUGCUGAAUCAUGUAGUAGGAGGUAUUUGCAGUUCUGAAAACGGGGCUGUGGCGUGGAAAUUGACGCAAGAAAGAGAAAAUCUAUGGCGCAGGAUGUCAAGGCGGAAGAAUGCCCUGAUAGGAAGUGGGAUGUCAUUCACAUCCCUGAUGAACUUCAGAAGGCGUCAACAACUGUACAUGUUCUAGCAGCUUCCAUCGACCCCAAGCUAGCCAGCGUCCUCAUCAGGGAUCUUGGCACCAAAGCACCGUUGACGUCGUUGGCUCACGUCAAGAGAAUUCGCAGAUCAGUUACUGAGGGCAAGGUAGAGUUAAGCAUCAUUCUUUGCCCUGCCGACGGAGACGUGAGCAGUGACACUCUCAAAAUCCCAAACGACGUGGCAGCCAUUGUGGAGAAGCAUUCACUCGUACCUUUUGUUGCCGAGAUACCAGCAUACCAAGCUACUUCUCGGGCGGAGUGGGAAGCGCAAUGUGUUUUCUGGCCGACAUCUUUUCAUCCCAAUGCGUGUAUACGAGGGAGCAAGCUGGAAUUGGAUGAGUGUGAGGCAGAAACUGCACGGAAGUUUAUGAAGGAAGCAGUUUCUCAAGCUCGCCUUGCUCACAGCUCUGGACAGCUUGCAAAUGGGGCAGUGAUUGUGGAUCCAUUCUUGAGAUCUGUUAUUGCUUGGGGGCAUGAUCAAUGCACUAGUACAACGAACUACUGUCUUGAGCCCGGUGAAGACAAGGAAAAGCGCUUACGACAUCCUUUGAGACACGCUGUGAUGGAAGCAAUAAGUAUGGCAGCAGACAGAGACCAUCUUCUCUUCCCCUCCAAUUGCACUAAUUCCUUCAUUCAACGUCCAGCAGAUAGUAGCGACUGUGAUGCUGUAGCAGAUUCUGGUAAUGCUGCAAAGAAGCCUCGCGUGGAUCUGGAUGGCGGAGUUGGAUUUAAUUCCCAGGACAUUCCUCGUCCGUAUCUAUGCACAGGAUUUGAUGCUUACGUUACUCGGGAGCCAUGUGCGAUGUGUGCAAUGGCAUUGGUGCAUCAGAGAGUGAGAAGAGUUUUCUUCGGAGUCCCGAACACUUUCCGAGGGGCUCUGGGGAGUAAGUAUAGGCUACAAGGAAUUCGGAGCCUGAAUCACCAUUAUACUGUAUUUCAAGUUACAAUAUCUGAAAGUGAACUCGAGGAGCCCCUGUAGUCAUUUCACAAUAACAGUGCAGUUUACAUUAAUGUUCUAAAUCCCUGAAGAUUUAUUAAUUGACGUCAUUCAAUCAAAGCUCGGAUGUGAUCUUUGUUCAGCAUU
This is a messenger RNA of Physcomitrium patens, 1454 nucleotides long. RefSeq names its product tRNA-specific adenosine deaminase TAD3. Gene Ontology annotation, molecular function: tRNA-specific adenosine-34 deaminase activity. Gene Ontology annotation, cellular component: nucleus; cytoplasm. Lineage: Eukaryota; Viridiplantae; Streptophyta; Bryopsida; Funariales; Funariaceae. The record is from RefSeq and is a predicted model, not a curated record.